UGAAAUGGCAAAGAAGAAAAAACGUCCGGUUUAGCGUUGACAAUUCCUGUUUGGAAACAAAACAAAAAGAGAAGAAGAACGAAAAAAUAUAUAAAUACGAUAGUGAACUUAGAAGACCUUUUCUAAAGUUGAUUCUUCAUGACUGGAGAAGUUUUCUGAGUGUUAACCAAGAGGUCAUGGAGAAAGAUGUCAGGGAGUGCAUCACCUCCCCAAUGGCUGCAGGAGCUUCAGUCGGCCCAGCUGUUUCACAGAGUAGAUCAGAGGAUGAGGAGUCAGCUGCGAUGAGGAGACCAGACAAUCAGACCUUCAGCGGAGCUGGGUUAAUUCCCAAACGAAGAAGCUCUUCCAGGUCAAUAAAGAGAAAGAAGUUUGAUGACGAACUGGUUGAGAGCAGUUUGGCUAAGUCUACUAGUCGGGUAAAAGGUCAACCAGUCAUUGAGCCAAUGAGAUGCCCCGGAAGUGACCUCAUGUCCAGUGACAAGAAGAAGGGUUUGAAGUCCAGCAGCUCUCUUACACCUCCUCUUACCAUGGUGAUCGCACCUUCCUCAGUGCCCAAACGAAUGAAGAAAAAUAAGCAGCCACUGCAGAUCACUAAAGACCUGGGACGCUGGAAACCAACCGAUGAUCUUCUGCUCAUAAAUGCUGUCUUACAGACCACAGAUCUGACAUCAGUUCAUUUAGGGGUGAAGUUCAGCUGUCGUUUCUCACUGCGAGAGAUUAAGGAGCGCUGGUAUGCUCUGCUGUAUGACCCUGUCAUUUCAAAGUUGGCGUGGCAGGCUAUGCGACAGCUGCAUCCAGAGGCCAUUGCAGCCAUUCAGAGUAAAGCUCUGUUUAGUCAGGCAGAGGAAACUCUUCUCUCAAAAAUCACCUCUAGCAGUCAGCCUAAGUUGGACAUUUUCCAGGAUUUGCUAAAUAAGCACCCGAGCGUUUUUUACCCAUCUCGCACUGCUAAGAGUCUCCUGAUCCACUGGCAGCUGCUCAAGCAGCAUUAUUUACUGGAGGAUCAGAGCGUGCAACCUCUGCCUAAAGGAGAGCAGGUGCUGAACUUCUCUGAUGCAGAACAGGUGGUCGAUGAUGCAAAACUCAAAGACAGUCGAGAUGAAGUUCUGGAGCACGAGCUGAUGAUGGCAGACAGACAUCAGAAGCGUGAAAUCCGACAGCUGGAGCAGGAACUUCCUCGCUGGCAGGUGUUGGUGGACAGUAUCACAGGAAUGAAUUCACCAGACUUUGAUAAUCAGACGUUAGCAGCAUUACGUGGGAGGAUGGUCAGAUAUUUGAUGCGUUCUAGAGAGAUCACCCUUGGUCGGGCUACUAAAGACAAGCAGAUAGACGUGGAUCUGUCUUUGGAAGGACCUGCAUGGAAAAUCUCCAGAAAGCAAGGGAUCAUCAAACUGAAAAACAAUGGAGAUUUCUUUAUCGCUAAUGAAGGCCGGAGACCCAUUUACAUCGAUGGCAGACCAGUUUUAUCUGGAAACAAGUGGAAACUCAAUAACAACUCCGUAAUGGAGAUUGCAGGUCUUCGCUUUGUGUUCCUUAUCAAUCAGGAGUUGAUCUCCCUCAUCAAAGCUGAAGCUGCUAAAAUGAAUCAGCCGUAAAGCUGAACGAACUGCUGUUGAUGAGCAUUAUAUAAUGUCCCAGUUUGAGGAGCGCUGCAACAUAGACAGCAGGUGCACUGGAGACAGCAGAACCUGAGGAGAUGCUCUGCCCUUCACACAUGAUGAACAACCGAGACUCGAUUUAAAGACUGGAAAAUAAGAAGUUAAUAUUUUGUAUUCCUGCCAUGUAGACAAUGGACUUUAAAAAAUGAUUAUUUGACAGUUUGUGGUAGAAUUUUAUUGGUUUGUGGAGCUUUUUUAUUUGACACUUGUCUUCUGUAGAACUCAACAUCUUUGUUGGUUUGUAAUUAUAACCCAGCAACUAUAAUAUAUUAGCAUUUUCGAAACAAAAAAAUGUAAUGCAUAAUGUGUCAAAUGCUUGAUUAGCUGGUUAAAAACAGACGUUCUUCAUACGUUUUCAUAUU
Molecule: messenger RNA, 2020 nt
Organism: Triplophysa dalaica
Lineage: Eukaryota; Metazoa; Chordata; Actinopteri; Cypriniformes; Nemacheilidae
Gene: mcrs1
Product: microspherule protein 1
Exons: 15
Coding region: 177-1595 (472 amino acids)
Biological process (GO): positive regulation of transcription by RNA polymerase II
Cellular component (GO): MLL1 complex; NSL complex; Ino80 complex
Molecular function (GO): protein binding; G-quadruplex RNA binding
Source: RefSeq, a predicted model, not a curated record